Capsicum annuum is the source of this 2453-nucleotide messenger RNA. RefSeq names its product WD40 repeat-containing protein HOS15. NCBI's taxonomy places the organism in Eukaryota, Viridiplantae, Streptophyta, Magnoliopsida, Solanales, Solanaceae. The record is from RefSeq and is a predicted model, not a curated record. Gene Ontology annotation, cellular component: histone deacetylase complex. The transcript has 15 exons. Gene Ontology annotation, molecular function: transcription corepressor activity; protein binding. Gene Ontology annotation, biological process: regulation of transcription by RNA polymerase II. Bases 168 to 1979 code for a protein of 603 amino acids.
UGAACAGCAAGAAAGCUGCUCAGACAUCAUAAUUAUCUCAAAAUAAAAUAUGCAUAAUAUAAAUGGAGGGCAGUUUAGCAAUUCAACAGUGAACACUUGAUUCAAAAAUUCCUUUUGGAACCAAAACAUUUGUAAUUCUAACAUCCCACCAGCGAAUCACAAGAACAAUGGUGGCACCUUUAUCCUCCGAUGAACUCAAUUACAUGGUUUUCCGAUACCUUCAUGAAUCAGGAUUUUCACAUGCAGCAUUUACUUUUGGCUACGAGGCAGAGGUCAAUAAGAGCACGAUAGAUGGAAAUCUAGUUCCUCCUGGCGCUCUUGUUAAAUUUGUGCAAAAGGGUAUUCAGUAUCUUGAACUAGAAACAAAUUUGAGUAAUGAUGAUACCAAUAUGGAUGAAGACUUCCAGUUUCUACAACCUUUUGAUCUAAUUACGAAGAAUGUAGAUGAGCUGCAAAAAAUAAUAAAAGACAAAAAAGAAAAGCUUCAGAAAGAUAAACCUACGCAGAAUGAUAAGGCGAAUGCUGACCAUGAAAGGGACCACGAACGAGAACCUGCAAGAGAAAGGGAGAAGGAGAAACAACAGAAGGAAAAAGAGCGAGAACCUGCAAGAGAAAGGGAGAAGGAGAAACAACAUAAGGAAAAAGAGCGAGAACCUGCAAGAGAAAGGGAGAAAGAGAAACAACAGAAGGGAAAAGAGCUAGAACGGAACAGAGAAAGGAGUGAAAAGAACAAGGAGAUAGAAAAGCGCAAAGAAAAAGAAAAGCCACGCGAGGAUAUUAUGGAUUCAGAGCCGAGUGGAGGAAAAGAGGCUGCCGAACGUGAGGAAAAUAGAAAAGCUGGAGAUUUGGAGCCAAUGGAUAUCUGCACAGUCUCAACCUCUUUGCCGUAUGAAAUUCCUAGCUGUGAUGUAAUGGUUUUGGAAGGACAUACAUCUGAGGUUUUUGCUUGUGCUUGGAGUCCAGAAGGGUCACUUCUUGCAACUGGGUCUGGAGACUCUACUGCUAGAAUUUGGACUAUUGGAGAUGGUCCAUGUAACUCUGCUAUCCAAAGUGGGCCAUCAAAUGUUGUGGUUUUAAAGCAUUUGAAAAGUCGAGCUAAUGAGGAAAUCAUGGAUGUUACAACAAUUGAUUGGAAUAGCGAGGGUACCCUGCUUGCAACAGGUUCUUAUGAUGGCAAAGCUAGAAUCUGGAACCGAGCUGGGGAAUUGGUUAGUACUCUUAAUAAACAUAAAGGGCCAAUCUUUUGUUUGAAGUGGAACAAGAAAGGUGAUUAUCUCCUUAGCGGUAGUUUUGAUAAAACUGUCGUUGUUUGGGAUGUGAAUGAUGGCGAAUGGAAGCAGCAAUAUGAAUUUCAUUCAGGUCCGACGCUUGAUGUUGAUUGGCGAAACAACACUUAUUUCGCAACCAGCUCCACUGAUAAGAUGAUUCACGUUUGUAAAGUUGGGGAGCAUCGACCAAUCAAAACAUUCUCAGGACAUCAGAAUGAAGUCAAUACUAUCAAGUGGACCCCCACGGGUUCCCUGCUGGCCUCAUGCUCUGAUGAUCACACAGCUAAGAUAUGGAGCAUGAAACAGGAUUCUUGCUUGCAUGAUUUCAAAGGACAUCGCAAAGCAAUAUAUACCAUCGAAUGGAGUCCGACUGGCGCUGGUUCAAGCAAUCCGAAUAAACAGCUGUUGCUGGCUAGUGCUUCAUUUGACUCUACCGUGAAGCUAUGGGAUGUUGAACUAGGGCGUCUUCUUCAAAACUUAGACGGUCACAGGCAACCUGUUUACUCUAUUGCAUUUAGUCCGAAUGCUGAGUACUUGGCAAGUGGAUCAUUGGAUAAAUGCUUGAAUAUAUGGUCAGUGAAGGAAGCUAAGAUUGUAAGAACUUACAAAGGCGGUGGCGGUAUUUUUGAAGUGUGUUGGAACAAGGACGGAAACAAGGUUGCAGUUUCUUAUGCAGACAAUGCGGUUUGUGUGUUUGAUAUUCGACUGUAGAGGCUGAGGAAUAGCUUUGAAGGACUUGGGAACACCAGCAGGAAUUUCACAAUUCAAGAAACUCUGCGUUGUAGAAAUGCAGAACUAUUGGGGUGUCUAGUUACCUGCAUUGGGGCCGACUAAAUUACUACGGCACAUGAUUUAAACUUAGGGUUGUUGUUGUAAAAAUGCAGAACUAUUGAAGCUCAAACUAGCAUAUGUGAAGUCUCAUUGUAAAUAAGUUCUUUUGUGGUUUCUUGCUAGGUGUCUGGUUACCUGCAUUGAGGCUCGACUAAACUAUUACGGCACAUGAUCUAAACUUAGGGUUGCUGUUGUUGCUCGUGAAAAAUUGUCAUGGCUGUGAUUAUUCUGAUUAGAUGUAAUAUUAGUCACAUUGUCAAUUCCUUGUUCAAAAUUGUGCCCAAAAACCUGAGGGAUCGUUUGGUUCUCAAAGAAGUUAUAUUGGCGGGAAUUAUAAUAUAGGGAUUUAAAAUA